Molecule: messenger RNA, 1275 nt
Organism: Nerophis lumbriciformis (worm pipefish)
Lineage: Eukaryota; Metazoa; Chordata; Actinopteri; Syngnathiformes; Syngnathidae
Source: RefSeq, a predicted model, not a curated record
UCGAAGGAUAGAAACUCGCCGUCAGGCAUGGUGUGUGAGAAGGGGAUCCAGAUCCUCCUCACCACCGUGGGGGCAUUUGCUGCCUUCGGCCUGAUGACGGUGGCCAUAGGGACGGACUAUUGGCUGUACUCCCGUGCCCUAAUCUGCAACAGCACAGCCAAUGUCACGCAGGACGACCCUCAUAACAAGGACAAGAAGGAUCCCGGGGCGCUCACCCAUUCAGGACUCUGGAGGAUAUGCUGCCUUGAAGGAGUCAAGCGAGGAGUGUGUUCUCAGAUCAACCACUUCCCAGAGGAUGCGGACUUUGACCACGACGGGGCUGAGUACGUCCUACGCGUAGUUCGGGCUUCCAACAUCUUCCCCAUCCUCAGUGCCAUCCUGCUGCUAUUGGGAGGCGUGUGCAUCGCUGCAAGCCGUUUCUAUAGGAGCAAACGGAACAUCAUCCUCGGAGCGGGGAUUCUCUUUGUGGCUGCGGGUUUGAGCAACAUCAUCGGCGUGAUUGUGUACAUCUCAGCAGCUCUUGGCGACAUCUCACCCAAAAAGGACGAGGACAAGAAGUGGCAGUACUCGUACGGUUGGUCUUUCUAUUUUGGCGGUCUCUCUUUCAUCAUGGCCGAGAUGGUGGGCGUGCUAGCGGUCAACAUCUACAUCGAGAAGAACAAAGAGCUGCGCUGCCGCUCUCGCACCGACAUCUUCAAGAGCACCACGCACGCCAUGCUGCGCCUCCCCAGCUACCGCUUCCGCCGCAGAUCCCGCUCCUCGUCACGCUCCACCGACCCCUCCCGCUCGCGAGACCCUUCGCCGGUAGGGGGCGGCGUGGGGAAGAACUUUGGCCUGCCCCCAUCGGCGCUGCUCUCCCAGGGCCCCAUCUCGGUGUCCACGCUGCCUAAUCCGCACUCGCGCUCGCACACGGCGCUGGCAGGGGGCGACAUCUCGCUCUACACGCUGUCACGCGACCCCAAAUUGGGGGGGCUGCCGCCCAUGUACGGCACGGUGGACCGCGCCACCCUCUACCAACUCCACAACUGCUUCCCAAAGGACGGCGGUGGCGGCGGGGGCGGGAUGAUGAGUGGCACGCUGCCAUCACUCAAGUCCCACAACCCUUCCAACUCUUCCAACUCCAACGUGCCAAUGCCCAACUCGGUGGGGUCUGGACCGCCCCCCUUCACCUCGUCCACUGUGGACAGGGAGCGAGGAAUGGGUACCCUGGACAGGCUUAAGGGAGACAGAGAGAGCAACUCCAACACCCUCAAUAGGAAGACCACACCUGUGUAG